CCCAGGACCCGGCGUUCACUAUAUCCACUCUCCAUGAACCCUGCGUUCACUACAUCUGCGCUCCCCGGGUCCUGCGUUCACUACAUCCACUCUCCCCAAACCCUGUGCACACUACAUCCGCGCUCCCCGGGCCCUGCGCUCACUACAUCCGCUCUCCCCGAACCCUGCAUUCACUACAUCCGCUCUCCCAGGACCCUGGCGCUCACUAUAUCCGCUCUCCCCGGACCCGCGCUCACUAUAUCCGCUCUCCCCGGACCCGGCGCUCACUAUAUCCGCUCUCCCCGAACCCUGCGAAACUAUAUCCGCUCUCCCCGGACUCUGGCGCUCACUAUAUCCGCUCUCCCCGGACCCGGCGCUCACUAUAUCCGCUCUCCCCGGACCCGGCGCUCACUAUAUCCGCUCUCCCCGGACCCGGAGCUCACUAUAUCCGCUCUCCCCCCGGACCCGCAU
Messenger RNA from Staurois parvus, 450 nucleotides. The record is from the annotation of a GenBank genome assembly. NCBI's taxonomy places the organism in Eukaryota, Metazoa, Chordata, Amphibia, Anura, Ranidae.